GCGGCGGGAACGUCGCGACUGCCACAGGAAUGGACGAUUUUUUGGCUUCGAAGCGGAUUAAAAACCUCCUCUCCUCCCAUGGUCGCGCCCUGCUCGCUUCCUCGGAGAGUGCCCGCCCGGAGCCAGCCCCAGCAAGGAACCACGAAAGUUCU
Nannochloropsis gaditana CCMP526 is the source of this 152-nucleotide messenger RNA. RefSeq lists its product as uncharacterized. The record is from RefSeq and is a predicted model, not a curated record. The annotation marks the transcript as partial. The transcript is spliced from 2 exons.